GUCAAAGAAGACGUUAGUCGUACUUACAAAAUAAUGGUUCAUACCAAUAUUACACCCUUGCACAAGCAAUGGCCUCGUUUGUGUCAGGAAACCGAAAGAAAGUCGUUAGAAUUUUUAUUCCAGCCGCGAAAUAAAAGGAUUUGUUAUUCAGGAAAAUCUCUGAAUUCUUCAAGUGUGCAAGUGAAGAAGUUGGAAAAGAAAAGUGAUAUUGUUAACGAGACGAAUAUUUUUGUCACCGCUGACCUUCCUUUGGAACCAUCACCGAAAAAUUCUUUAAGUGCGCAAAUAAAGAAGUUGGAAAAGAAAGGUGAUCCAGUUAACGAGAGGAAAACUCUUGUCACCGCUGACCUUCCAUUAGAACCAUCAUCGAAAAGCAAGUACCACUAA
Belonocnema kinseyi is the source of this 387-nucleotide messenger RNA. RefSeq lists its product as uncharacterized. Lineage: Eukaryota; Metazoa; Arthropoda; Insecta; Hymenoptera; Cynipidae. The record is from RefSeq and is a predicted model, not a curated record. The transcript is spliced from 3 exons. The coding region runs from base 34 to 387 and encodes 117 amino acids.